Spodoptera litura is the source of this 5736-nucleotide messenger RNA. RefSeq names its product Rab3 GDP-GTP exchange factor. Gene Ontology annotation, cellular component: cytosol. NCBI's taxonomy places the organism in Eukaryota, Metazoa, Arthropoda, Insecta, Lepidoptera, Noctuidae. Gene Ontology annotation, molecular function: guanyl-nucleotide exchange factor activity. Gene Ontology annotation, biological process: regulation of Rab protein signal transduction; regulation of apoptotic process. The record is from RefSeq and is a predicted model, not a curated record.
UGUGGAGUAGGUAGUUGUGGUAGGAGGGGUGGGGUGGGUAGCGCGCAGGGCGCAGGGCGACGGCGCGGCGCGUAUCGAGCGUGGGCGGCCGCGCAUGCCACUCCACUCGCCUCCGCCAUCCCGCGAUAUGCACUACGACGCGGUUACAUCUCGUACUAAAACCCGACACGCACGAUAUCACGUUAUUGCGCGCGACGUGCUUACGAUGUAGAAACAAUACAACUUCAUGUAAACUUAAGGCAUAUUCAUAUAAAGUGAUAAUUAUGACAAGCAAUAUAUUAUUAAUUUAUGAUGGGUUCGAGAAGACUCUUAUGUAAACAUUUAAGUUUGAACCCUGUACAAAUAUGGACAUUCAGAAGCAGCACCUAUGUCCGCGACUGGUGGAUUAUUUAACCAUCGUCGGAGCGAAACCUUAUACAUCGGGGAAGGGGCUUGCCCCCGUACAGGCUCCUGAACUUCUGCGCCGCUACCCACUAACCAAUCACGAUGAUUUCCCCCUGCCUUUGGAUAUGGUGUAUUUCUGCCAGCCAGAGGGGUGUGUGUCCGUGGGGCCGCGUCGGGCGCCCGGCCACCUGGCCUCCAGGGAUACCACCUCAUUUGUUUUUCAACUUACUGAUAAGGACUCAGGUAAGACUCGUUUCGGCAUCUGCGUCAACUUCUACCGAGCAGUGGAGCGCGCGCAAGCCCCGGGCCCUCGCGAGCGUAGCAUGCUACGUCGCGAGUCUUGGCGCAAGUCCAUGGAGAAAAGUUCAGACUCCGCAUUCUCCAGUGACUAUAGGAGCAGCAACGUGGCCCCGAGUGACUCGGAGCGCGACUGCAGUGCGACACUAGCGCCGCGCCUGGCGCCAGCUCCAGACUCCGAGAGUGGAGGCUCGCACUCACAUUCACCCAGCCCGAGGGCAACGAGAAAGCGGCAGAGAAUAAGGAACCAUUCUCUAACCUCACUGUGCCUGCUUUCACAUCAUCCAUUCUUCUCCACAUUCCGAGAGUGCCUAUUUAUCCUAAAAAAAUUGAUAGAUGCAUGCAACGAGUCUUCCAGUCCACGACGUGUCGGUGCGUCAAGACAAAUUCUUAGAGAUACGGUAUGGUCGGUGUUGACUGGCCAAGCAUACGACAACACUCCGACGAUAGUGUUGCACGAUGUGAAAGAGAUUGAGACGUGGAUACUGCGGCUUCUGUCGGCGCCUGUACCGGUGCCGGGGAAGACGAGGCUCGAGCUGGAAGUACUGUCACCCACGGCUCACUCACCGCUACUGUUUGCAUUGCCGGAUCAUACAAGAUUUACACUCGUCGACUUUCCUUUACAUUUACCAUUGGAACUUUUAGGUGUUGACACAUGUCUGAAGGUCCUAACAUUAAUCUUGUUGGAGAAUAAAGUGGUGGUUCAAUCCCGGGACUACAACGCGCUAUCCAUGUCAGUGAUGGCCCUGGUUGCCAUGCUGUACCCGCUGGAGUACAUGUUCCCGGCCAUACCACUCCUGCCGAGCUGUAUGAGCUGCGCCGAACAGUUGCUACUGGCUCCUACGCCUUUCCUUAUUGGAAUACCAGCCACGUUUCUCACAUAUAAGAAGAAUUUCAGGAUGCCUGAUGAUAUUUGGCUUGUGGAUUUGGAUGCCACAAAAUUAAUAUGUCCAUCUGGAACCGACCAAGACUUGCCACCAUUACCCGAACCCGAAGGUUCGGUCCUAAAGAAUCACUUGAAGCAGGCCGUGCAUCUCAUGGGCAGUACCGGCAGUGGUGCUCUGAAUAGUUUGACGAGUACUACGGCGGAGCAGGCUGCCGCGCCACUGAUGCCGUCUAGACGAGACAGUGUGGGCGGGGCUACACUCAAAGUCCAGCCGGCGUCGUACCGCGGCAGUGACGGCGCGCAGUCGGCCCCGCACAGCACGCCGGAGAGCCGGCGCGUGUCCGUGUCCGGCGCCGGGCCGGGCGCCGCCAGCGCCGGACACACGCCGCAACGACACUCGCUCGCGUCGCCGCACCACACACAGGCACAGCCCUUCAACCCACUCAUCUACGGACACGAUGUAGACUCCGUUGAUAUUGCUACUAGAGUUGCUAUGGUGCGAUUUUUCAACUCACAAAACAUUCUGGCGAAUUUCAUGGAGCACACACGAACACUGCGCCUGUACCCGCGACCUGUAGUUGCCUUCCAGAUAAACAGCUUCCUGCGAUCACGACCGAGGACCACUUCCUUCUUGAACAAAUUUGCCAGAACACAAGCAGUAGAGUUUUUGGCGGAGUGGUCUCUAACUCCGGGCAACGUAGCGUUCCUACGUGUUCAGACAGGGGUGUUCGACCCGAGGCAGGUGGGGGACAAGCCGAAGUGGUUCGCCGACCAGUUGCAGCCCAUCCGGUUCCCCGUGUGGGACGACGGGAGCUCUCUCAAUGGCGCACUCAGACAACUACAGCGACAGGAGAACCAACCCACAGAUGAAAGUGGUUCAGACUCGGAGGCUGCAGAAAGUACGAGCUCGUCUUACUCGUCACUUAGUGACUUUGUAUCGGAGAUGGCUUCAUCAGAUCUUUCUCCAGGUGGCAAUCAACAUCAGCACGUUAUUGGAGAGACGUACAGCGCUGUCGUACAAGUACCGAUGACGUUAUCAUCAUCAUUGGAUCCUAAAACGGUAUACAGUCCGCCUUCGUCACUGAUGUUCGGUAACGAGGAGGAGGUUGGCCACAGGGACACAGGUCGAGCCUCCACGUCCCCCUCCCCGUCCGCGUCUAGCUCUGACCAUAGCGACCUGUCUGAUGACGAGGCUCCUGGAGAUGUUGCUGUAGAAGCCAGUGAUACUCAUACACCUCCCGUCAAGAAAAGCGACACGGACAGCGGCAGCUUCGGCCGCGAGUCGGACUCCAACUCGACCACGACGCCGCGCACCGUGGAGCGCGCGCGCCCGCCCGCCGCCUGCGACCUCGCGCCCGCGCACCACUCGCUGCACCACUCGCAACACAAAAGCGUAAGCAGUGGCGUGUCCCGUCAAGCGUCACAGUCGUCACUAUUGGAGCAGUUCGCCGCGCAGGCCAAGGAGCUGGUGAGGGAGACAACACGACAGAGCAGUCAGGAGGGACUGCUCGCACAUAUGGACAAGAAGAAAGGAAAAGUAGCAGAUGGAGAGGAAAAGAAAAUGUUUGCGCCAUUCGGUCAGCUUACAUUGCAUGCGAAAAAAGCAGCUGAGGAAGCUUCGAAGAGUAUGCAUGAAGCGUCAAAAUCUGCGUUAGAGGCCAGCAAAACAGCCACAGCAGUCAGUAAGAAUACUUUCGAAGAUCUCACGUAUGUUGGCAAAUCCACCCUGGGAGAUCUUACCAAGAGCGCGAAAGAAGCUGCCGCCAAAAAGGGACUACUGAUGAAGGGUGAAAGCCAAGACUCAAACGGCAGUACAUCAGGUCGCCGCGACUCCACAGCGUUACAGACCACCAACUUACUGACAGCUACACACCGUGACUUCUUCUCCAACAUCAGUUCUGAUCUCAAUGGUCUGGCGGCGUCCACCUCCAGCAUGUUCAGUGACUUCUUUGGAAAUAAAGGAGCUAAGCAGCCUAAGCCAGGCGAGCAAGGUCGCGGUGCAUCCGGCCCCGCAAGUACUGCAGGCGGCGGCAGUGGCGGCGCCCCGCUGGCGGCGUCGUUCGGUCCGUUCUCGAUGGGAGCGCGCGGGCUGGUGGCUCGCUCGCCCCUGAUCCGUCACUCGGCGCCCGCGCCCCCGGCUGCGCCCCCGCACUCGCGCCCCUCUGCCAACACUGAAAACCAAGCUUUCCUCAAUGAUUUAGUCCAACAUGUGCUGGAAGGUGAGGGUGUGGGGUGGUUGAAAUUGAACCGUCUGAAGAAGUUGAUGGAAGACGAGUCUUAUAGAAACAUGGUGUUGAGCAAACUUAAUAGGAACUUCAACAGGAAGACCACGCCCAACGACAAAGUUGAUGAUGUGUUCGUGAGCAAGCCGGUAUGGAAAGGAAUGCUAAAGGUGCUGCAGGCAGUAGUGCAUGGCCUUGAGCACACGUACUCUAACUUCGGUCUGGGCGGCAUGGCCUCCGUGUUCCAACUAGCUGAGAUGGCCCACACUCACUACUGGAGCAAAGAAAUCGCUGGCUUAGAGCACGGAGGCAUGGCUGGCUCCGCACUCAUGGAACAUUAUGGAAGACAGGACCUCGAAACGCCAUCGUCUUCUCCCUCAUCGAGAAAAAGCUCACAAUCUGAUGUACCGGUAGUAAACUAUCCAGAAAUGGAUUCAUCUGAAGCUCAGAGUACCACGGAAAUGUUCAAAGACAUGCUGAACCAGAAGAGAAACUUACUCUUCAGCAAGUUGACAUCUUUCGACUCAGAUGCCCCUCCCUCGUCCGACUGCUCGGCCGACGAGAGCGGCUCCAUCACCACCAACCGAGCCAAUAUCUACGACCACCGCGCCUCCUUUAAGUCCAACCUCUCUGACACUGACGUCAUGUUCCUCAAUGUGAACCGCGGCAUGCAAGGAGCGAGUGGCAAACCUCGCGCGGCCAGUGUGUUCUCGUCCAAGUCUUCUGUCAGCGGGUACCGGCCUCCCGUCGGCGUGCCCGUCACCUCGCCCAUCACUUCGCCUGAUACCACUCGGACAUAUCUCUAUCAGGGACUCAUUGGUAAGGAGAGAUCAAAUCUUUGGGAUCAAAUGCAGUUCUGGGAGGACGCGUUUUUGGACGCGGUGAGUCAGGAGCGGGAUAUGAUCGGCAUGGACCAGGGUGCCAAUGAGAUGAUGGAGCGGUACAAGUGCCUGAGCGAAACGGAGCGCAAGCGGCUCGAGCAUGAGGAGGACAGAUUACUGUCUACGGCACUAUACAACCUGACGGCCGCCAUGGUACUGCUGGGGGGCGAGCCCGACACUGUCCGCAACAAGGUGCGCCGUCUGCUCGCCAAGAGUCACAUCGGCCUCGUCUACAGCCAGGAGGUCAACCAUCUACUCGAUGUCGUGCAUACACUGCAUGGCAACGACAUAGAGCUGAAGCCACUAGGGUCGCGGUUACUGCGUCGCGCGUCGUUCACUGUCCACGAGGGCGACGCGGCCGGCGAGCUGCGGUUCAUGGAGGUGCGAGACGACGGUCUCAUCUUACGCUCCACACAAGGUACCAUCGUGGAGAGGUGGUGGUAUGAAAGACUGGUCAACAUGACUUAUAGUCCGAAGAUACGAGUUUUGUGCCUUUGGAGGAAGAACGGGGGCCAGACGCAACUCCACAAAUAUUACACGAAAAAGUGCAAAGCGUUGUACUACUGCAUCAAGGAAGCCAUGGAGAAGAGUGGACGGCGGCAGGAUGCGGCCGAGCUUGGUGGGGAGUUCCCCAUACAAGACUGCGCUACUGGGGAAGGAGGGCUGAUACAGGUUUGCAUGGAAGGCGUCGGACUCCUGUUCCACCACAGCAAGGAUUUCGAGUUUUUCGUGCGGCUGGAUCAUAUUAGAAAAUGCUUCACGCAGAAUGGCGGUAUCUUCGUUUUAGAAGAAUUUAAUCCAAAAACAAGGCAGAUAAUUCAAAGGAAAUAUAAGUCUGUAAUGGCAGAAAAAGUAGUGUUUGAUCUUCAUCGUUUCUUCUCGUUGUGGCUUUCCCGUUACUUUGUCGAGACCAGUGGACAUGAAUUGAAUUAUACACCUUGUGUUUCAUAGCUCUUACCUUACAUUAUCAGUGAUGCGGACCAGAUUUGUUACGCAGUACUUUGUGUGUUUUCGUACUUCGCGGCUGGUCAGGAGCAAAAGAAAGCGAUAUUAGAGCAAGCAGCAC